GCGAAAGUGGUGGCCAGGGCUGGCGGGGGCUAGUAAGAAGACGAGAGGGGGAUCGGAACUGAGGCAGAGGCAGGGACCGGAGCAGGAGCAGGAGCAGCUGCCCUUCUUGGAGGAUGCUAAGCGCCCAGGAGCCACCUCCUCCCUCCGGGCUCCGAGGGGCCGCAGCCGGAGCUCCUGAGCCGCCGCCGCCACGCAGCCCUCGGGGCACGGCCCUGGCCCCAGCCAAGCCCCUCACCUCCUUCCUUAUCCAGGAUAUCUUAUGGGACGGGGCGGAGAGGCGCAACAUCGGGAAGCUUAGCCCCGCUCCCGGGCCCGAGCCGGAACCCGAGCCUGCUCCUCAGCCGGAGGCCGAGCCCGGCUCCUUGUCCGGGUCCGAGAGCGGCCCGGCGCCCCAGGAUCAGCACCCCGCGAGGCCCGCGGAGGUCGACCGGAGCAUCGAGCCGGGCUCCUCUCCCUCGGGGGCAGAUCCAGAUGCACACUUGGAGACCUGUCUGUUGGACUGUGCAAACUCUGCCAGGGCUGCCUCCCCCAAAGCCCUGAAGCCACCCAAACGGUCCCGGGCUGCCUUCUCCCACACCCAAGUCAUUGAGCUGGAGAGGAAGUUUAGCCACCAGAAGUAUCUGUCGGCCCCCGAGCGGGCUCACCUGGCCAAGAACCUCAAGCUCACUGAGACCCAGGUCAAAAUCUGGUUCCAGAACAGACGCUAUAAGACCAAGAGAAAGCAGCUGACCUCUGACCUGGGAGACCUCGAAAAGAACUCCCCCCUGCCCAGCCUAAAGGAAGAGAACUUCUCUGGGGCCUCGCUGAUCUCCAUGUAUAACAGCUACCCCUACUAUCCUUACCUCUACUGCUGGGGAGGUUGGAGUCCAGCCUUCUGGUAACCCUGCCUGGUGACCAGGGCCCAACCCAUCGCUGCUUCUUCCACUUUGUUCUCUGAAAGCAAAAGGGGGCCGGAGGCAGGGGAGUCAGGAGAGGCGAAGAGAGGCCCAUGCACCCUGCCAAAGGCUUCCAGCGGCAGGCAAGCCCCCAUUCCUGGACUGGUGGGUUCACUAAGGCUGGGACCAGGCAUCAUAUUUAAUAUUUAAAUGGUACUCAGGGCCACCCAAGGCACCAAACGAGGGCACCCCUCUCAUCCCAGGGAUGUUAUAGAGAAAGACUCUCUUUCAUUCAGAGUGGGAUCAGAUUAGACAGUGCUGGGUGCCACCACAGACUUUGAAAGCCUGAAAACUGAAGUGGAUCUGACUCCCUCCCCAUUCUCGGUUUAACUGUCUUUGCUUUGAACUACCUUUCUUUAACUAACACACACGCAACACACACACACACAACACACACACACACGCAACACACACACACGCAACACACACACACGCAACACACACACUCUGUUCGAGCUCCUGAGCUCUCUUGACAGUGCCUUCAUGCUUUGUUUUAUGAGCUGUCAGCAUCUCUGCUUCCGGGAGGGUCUGUUCUUUUCCUUCAGCUCGGUCACCUGUGUAAACGCAGCAUCUCAGGAGAAGCAAAAGCUAUGCCAAGAGAGGGGCCUUAUGACAGGGUCUGCACUGGGCCUCUUUGGGACUGCGAAAUGUGCCUGAGGUUCUCUUUGUGCCCCCCUCCCUUCCCCACAGAAGAAUGUCAGUCCCUUGAGGGCAGGUCCCAGUUAAUUUUCUGUCUCUGUAUCUCCAGUGUCUAUUACAGUGCCUAGCACACAGUAGGGGUUUAAUAAAUGAUCGUUGCAUUGCACUUGGAGAAGGCCCGCUCCUGGACAGUUUCAGAACUAGCCAGGCAAGGCAGGAUCUUAGCUAUUUCCUUGAUUUCUGAUUGAGGGAAGAGGUGAAAACAUUGCAUUAAAAAUUGUGGAAAGGUCAAACAAAGGUUCACUCCAAAGGUGUGUGUGUGUGUGUGGGGGAAUUCUGAACAUCCAUUGUGUCACAGACUUAUUAGCAGUCUGGUAAAGCCUUUCUCAAGAUCAUGUUGUAAGAUCAUUGAAAGAAGUCUUAAAUUUCAGUUAGAAAUUAGUGAAAAUAAAAAUGGAUUUUUUUCAUCAUCCGAGUUCCCAGACCCUCUAGAAUCAAUCCCUAAGUCCUGGGGGGAGAGGAGGGUAAGAUUAAGAAUUCCUAAAGAGGGUUUCUCUUUCAAAAAUAAGACCAAUGGAGGAUGAGACAAUUACUGCCGGUCUGUCUAAACAAACAUGACUUGGAACUGAAGGUGUGAGCAGUGUCAAAGUAGUCCUUUUAUUACCGGUAGGGCAGUGGUAGUGGGUGGGGGUAGGGGAGAGGGAAGGAAAGGAAGUCCUCUCUUUGCAGGCAUCAUGAAGCAGUGGAAAGUUACUGAAUUAGGAGUCAGAAGAUCUGGGCUUCAUCCCUAGCUUUCCCACUUAGCAAUCCUACCAUUUUAACCUCUCUAAGCCUCAGUUUCUCCAUCUGUAAAUUGGGGGAGACUAAAACCUAUUCUAGCCUAACCUCACAGUGUUAUUGCAGGAAUCAAAUGAGACCACGUAGGUGAAAAAAAAACACAUUUCUUUGCAAACUACAGUGUUAGAUAAAGGUAAGAUGGUUUUAUUAUUAUGAAUUCAAGGAGCCAUCGCUGACAUUUUCCCUUGGGAACCUAGGGAUUCUGCCUGAACCCUAGAGUGAAGGAUGCAGCUGUCACAGUCUAACCAGACCUCUGCCUCCUGCCAAAGUUUCAUUUUGAGUGCCAAGUGGCUUUCUUCAGGGUUCACCCUCCCCAGAGCUCCAUCGAGAAGCCAUGCUUUCGGCUUGGCUGAAGAGGCUGAUUCCUAUUGCCUUUCAUCCUCUCUCAGAGAAAACAAAAAUGACAGGUGAAUUAAAGAUCUGAGAGAGUUGACAGACAUCUUACAGUAUAAGAACAAAAAAAAAUUGUUCUUUAAAACAAUUUACUCAAUCCAAAUCCUAUCAAAGAACCAUAUUGAGUGAGGGAAGCUCCUGAGUGAUGGCCUGUUAUCGAUGAGGUUGAGCUAAGAGAACAGGACUAAAGGAUGCAGUGGAAGAAAAUCUGAUGACAAGUUGGGCUGAGAUGUAGCCCUGCCCCACCUUAACUCAACGAGCAAGGUGAAGGAAGGAAUAGUGGGCUUGGUGAGAGACAAGAGAACCGCUUUGACAUUGGACAACCCUUGUAAAAACCACCAAUGAACAGAUUCUAAGUCUCAGGUCCUGCAAGUCAGUGGUUACAUGGGCAGGGGUGUUAGUUAGUUAGUUAGUUAGUUAGUUAGUUAGUUAGUUAGUUAGUUAGACAGAGGCCCCUAAAGGGAUCCCUCAAUAACCUUCCAGAUGCAGUGAAGAAGAGGUUUAAAUACAGGAGACAACUUUCCUAUUUACUCUAGGGCAGUGGGACUUGGAAUCCUGUUACACAGGAGACCUGUGUAGCAAUUCCAUCUCUGCUACAUCUAUGUCACCUUGGGCAAAUCACUUAACCUCUCUCAAGGCCUCCGUUUCUCCUUCUAGAUGACUUCAAAGGUCCCAUCUAACUUUAAGUCUAUGUCCUAUUGCUAAGGUACCUCAUAGAGGAGGAGGCACUGGAAAAGGGAGGAUGAUGGCCAAUUUUCUACCCAGAUCCCUGCCCUCUAGAAGUCUUUUCAAUGCACUACCUAUUCCUGUCUGGUCUCAAAACAAAACAAAAAACCUUUUAACAUUCUUCAUCUAAUAAGGGCUAAUUUUCAGUCAGUGACAAAACUGCUGAAGUAAGCUUAUGAAAAUUUGGCCUAGCUUGUCCUCCUGUAGCCCAGGCUCUGUGCCGGAAUUUGGUGCAAUGCCACCAUCACCCAUGAUUAAGCUUAGACCCACUUCUAGAAAUCUCAGGAUGAUUCGCCUUAAUUACUCACUCCCUUUCAGGCUUGUUUGCCUCUUAAGAUAACCUUUAAUCGCUCGGGAAUGCAUUCUCUCCUCACUGUUCCAAAUUUCAUUUUCUCAGCAUGGAGAUUUAUAAAUGGGCAUCUUUUUACUGUGAUGUAAGUGUUGCAAAAGCAAAAUAGAAAACACAAGCUUUGCUUCCAAAAAGAACUUAAAAAAUAAUUUGUCAUGGUCAACUCCCUUGGGAAGGAGAUGCAUGAGUAGAAACUGUUUGACAGUGUCAGAGUGGGCAAGAUGGACUAUGCCCUUGACAAUUUCACCCAAGAACAAAUGUGUCAUUUCAGUUCAAGAACUGAGUUUGGGCUCUUUCUCCCGAUGCCCACCAAUCCAACCACCAUCUCUCACUGUUUGUGGUUUGAAUCAAUAACCUAACCCCCAACAAAAAUUGUAUUUUAUGUAUAUUUUUGCAACA
Dromiciops gliroides (monito del monte) is the source of this 4278-nucleotide messenger RNA. RefSeq names its product NK3 homeobox 1 (gene NKX3-1). Gene Ontology annotation, biological process: cell differentiation; regulation of transcription by RNA polymerase II. Lineage: Eukaryota; Metazoa; Chordata; Mammalia; Microbiotheria; Microbiotheriidae. Gene Ontology annotation, molecular function: DNA-binding transcription factor activity, RNA polymerase II-specific; RNA polymerase II cis-regulatory region sequence-specific DNA binding. The transcript has 2 exons. Bases 114 to 881 code for a protein of 255 amino acids. The record is from RefSeq and is a predicted model, not a curated record. Gene Ontology annotation, cellular component: nucleus.